Pseudophryne corroboree (corroboree frog) is the source of this 4755-nucleotide messenger RNA. RefSeq names its product transient receptor potential cation channel subfamily C member 5 (gene TRPC5). The record is from RefSeq and is a predicted model, not a curated record. The transcript is spliced from 11 exons. Gene Ontology annotation, cellular component: cation channel complex; plasma membrane. The coding region runs from base 542 to 3478 and encodes 978 amino acids. Gene Ontology annotation, biological process: calcium ion transmembrane transport; regulation of cytosolic calcium ion concentration. Gene Ontology annotation, molecular function: inositol 1,4,5 trisphosphate binding; store-operated calcium channel activity; protein binding. Lineage: Eukaryota; Metazoa; Chordata; Amphibia; Anura; Myobatrachidae.
CACACACACAUACAUACAAGCAUCAUACAACAGCAUCCACGGCCCUCAUCCAAAGGUAACCCUUCGAAGGAAGCAUUCUCUCAUCAAUCUGGGAAAUCAUUAUUCAGAGGAGACCAUUUAUGGCAGUGUGCAAUACAACAAUGAGUUAUUAUAGGGGUAUGAUAAACUCUGCCCUGUUUUUCUAGUGCGAGAUGCUUUCAUCUUCAGAGAUCUAUUAAAUCAAUGAAACCAUGAUGUUGCUGCUGUAUAUAAUUUCCAAAUGGAGAAGGGUUUAUUGGUUCCUUGGAUCGGUUUAAAGAAAAUAUAAGGUGAAGGUGUUAUUACCUGUGGUGUUUGUUUAUUACUAUUAUUUAAAAAAAAAAAUACUAUCAUGGAGAAGUUUGACGGAGGAGAGGAAAAAAUGUGGGACUCAUUGGACUUAUUGAGCUGCUCCUCAGGCUGAUAAGGGGAUGUAUUACAGAAGUGGAUGCAGCGUACACAAGGAAACCUUUGAUCAUGUAGACCAGAAGUGUCAGCCUAGGUUGUAAUGUCACUAUGAACAAUGGCUCAACUGUAUUACAAAAAGGUGAAUUACUCACCCUACAGAGAUCGGAUACCAUUGCAGAUUGUGCGGGCAGAGGCAGAGUUGUCACUGGAAGAAAAGGCCUACCUCAUUGCAGUGGAAAAGGGAGACUAUGCCAGUGUCAAACAUGCCCUGGAGGAAGCAGAAAUCUACUACAAUAUCAACAUCAACUGCAUUGAUCCACUUGGCCGCAGUGCUCUACUCAUAGCCAUAGAGAACGAGAACCUAGAGAUCAUGGAGCUGUUGCUCAGCCACAGUGUGUAUGUAGGAGAUGCUCUUUUGUAUGCAAUAAGGAAGGAAGUGGUGGGAGCUGUGGAGCUACUCCUGAGUUACAGAAGGCCAAGUGGCGAAAAGCAGGUACCAACAUUAAUGAUGGACACGCAGUUUUCUGAAUUCACACCAGAUAUUACACCAAUUAUGUUGGCAGCUCACACUAAUAACUAUGAAAUUAUAAAACUUUUAGUCCAAAGAAGGGUGACUAUACCUCGCCCGCACCAGAUACGUUGCAACUGUGUGGAAUGUGUCUCCAGCUCAGAAGUUGAUAGCCUCAGACACUCUAGGUCGAGACUCAACAUCUACAAGGCUCUGGCCAGCCCCUCUUUGAUUGCCUUAUCCAGUGAGGACCCCAUUCUGACAGCUUUCCGCCUUGGGUGGGAGCUGAAAGAACUCAGCAAAGUGGAGAAUGAGUUCAAGGCAGAAUAUGAAGAACUGUCUCAGCAAUGCAAGAGAUUUGCCAAGGACUUGCUCGACCAAGCGCGGAGCUCUCGAGAACUGGAAAUUAUACUAAACCACAGGGAUGACCAGAGUGAAGAGCUGGAUCCUCAGAAGUGUCAUGACCUUGCAAAGCUGAAGGUAGCAAUAAAGUAUCAUCAGAAAGAGUUUGUGGCUCAGCCGAACUGUCAGCAGUUACUGGCUACACUGUGGUAUGAUGGAUUCCCAGGUUGGCGCCGGAAGCACUGGGCAGUGAAGCUGUUGACAUGCAUCACCAUUGGACUGCUUUUUCCUGUGCUUUCUGUGGCAUAUCUGAUAGCACCUAAGAGCAGGCUGGGACUGUUCAUUAAAAAGCCAUUCAUCAAGUUUAUCUGCCACACAGCCUCUUAUCUGACUUUCCUCUUCUUUCUCCUUCUGGCAUCUCAGCAAAUAGUUAGGACUGACUUGCAUAUGCAAGGACCUCCCCCCACUGUGGUUGAAUGGAUGAUACUACCAUGGGUUCUAGGUUUUAUUUGGGGUGAAAUAAAAGAGAUGUGGGAUGGGGGCUUCAAUGAAUAUGUACAUGACUGGUGGAACCUCAUGGAUUUUGCUAUGAACUCCCUUUACCUUGCAACCAUCUCCCUUAAAAUAGUUGCUUAUGUGAAGUACAACGGCUCUCGGCCAAGAGAGGAAUGGGAUAUGUGGCAUCCCACGCUAAUUGCUGAAGCACUUUUUGCAAUAUCCAAUAUCCUGAGCUCCCUGCGUCUCAUCUCACUGUUCACAGCAAACUCCCAUCUUGGACCUCUACAGAUUUCACUGGGGCGGAUGCUGCUGGACAUUCUCAAAUUCCUCUUCAUCUACUGCCUGGUGCUUCUGGCUUUUGCCAAUGGACUAAACCAACUUUACUUUUAUUAUGAGACUAGUGCCUCUGAGGAACCUAACAACUGCAAAGGAAUCCGCUGUGAGAGACAGAACAACGCCUUCUCCACCCUUUUUGAGACCCUGCAAUCCUUGUUCUGGUCAGUAUUUGGUCUCCUGAACUUGUAUGUCACCAAUGUGAAAGCACGCCACGAGUUCACGGAAUUUGUUGGAGCCACUAUGUUUGGAACGUACAAUGUGAUCUCCUUGGUUGUAUUACUUAACAUGCUGAUAGCCAUGAUGAACAACUCCUACCAGCUGAUUGCUGAUCACGCUGACAUUGAAUGGAAGUUUGCAAGGACUAAACUGUGGAUGAGUUAUUUUGAUGAGGGUGGCACUCUGCCGCCUCCUUUUAACAUCAUUGCAAGCCCAAAGUCUAUCUGGUAUCUCUGCAAAUGGAUCCACUACCAGCUGUGCCCAGGAAAACGUGAAGAAGACCCCCAGAAACAGCAUGAAAACCUAAAAACCUUCACUGAACGGCACGCUGACAACCUGAUUCAAAAUCAGCAUUACCAGGAAGUUAUUAGAAAUCUGGUGAAGCGAUAUGUUGCAGCAAUGAUCAGAAAUUCAAAAACCAAUGAAGGGUUAACUGAAGAGAACUUUAAGGAGUUAAAACAAGAUAUCUCAAGCUUUCGUUAUGAAGUGCUGGAUCUUCUGGGAAACAGGAAACCUCCAAGAAGAAGCUAUUCCACCAGCAGCACAGAGGUAUCACAAAAAGAUGAAGGGACAGAAGAACGGGCAAAGGCAAAAAGUGUUUCAUUCAGCAUAUCAAACAAGAAAAAGGAUUUCAAUGUGUCAGCCCUCAUCAAGACAAUGUCUGGGACUGAAAUAAUGGAUGAAGCCCCCAAAAGUAAUGGCAUUAACAAGCGUUCUUUCAUUAGGAAUGGCAACAAGCUUCAGAGGCUUUCAAGUUCCAAAAAGGAAUCUUUUAAAAGACUGGGCCUACUUUUCUCCAAGAUGAAUGGACAUAUGCCAGAGCCAGUUAAUGAACCGGUAUACACCAUCUCUGAUGGACUCAUCCAGCCUCACUGCAUGUGGCAGGACUUGAAAAACACCGACCAAGAGCCAGAAAGCUCUACAAGUGAAAUUAACCUCAAUGAGGUGAGUCAAGGGAGCAUUGGCGGACAAAAUCUUGAUCUUUCUCCUAUCUGUACCAACUCCCUACAUUGUGCUUCCGACCUCUGCUCUUCUAAUACCAAGCUGAUAGACUCAACAGAGGAUGUGUUUGACCCAUGGGGAGAAGCAUGUGAUCUGCUCAUGAACAAGUGGAAAGAUGGACAGGAAGAGCAGGUCACAACAAGACUAUAAGACAACUAUUUAGAACUGCUGUAUACUUAAGCAAGUCUAGAUUUGUAUCAAAUUCCUUUUACAGAGCAUUAAUUAAGGUAGGAAUCCCUUCCCAUUCAUAUGGAUGAGUGCGGAAGUCCAUUAACAGCGAUCUAUUUUGCAAUAUUUUUUUAUAGUUUUUGUUUGCUUUUUUUAUCAAAGCUUACUAAACUGUCUCUAAGCUUUCAUGAUAGUCCUUUCAGCAUCAGCAGGGCUUUCAGACUAUUGAAGAACACUAAUGGGGGAAUGCAGAACAUGUGUAGCAAAUAGUCGCUGCACUAUAAGAAAUAACCGCUUGUCCACGGAUAUUCUUCCCCUGAUGUUAAUCCAAUUUUUUUUUUCUGAUGUAUCAUUUAAAAUUUUGUAUUGCGAUUUCCACCAGCAGCAUGUGGGUUUUUUGACAUCUUUGCACAAAAUUGUAUGUCAAGGUGGUUACAAGUAAUGUUAGUUUAUCCUCCAAGGCAGGUUAUCUUUGUACCUCUCCCAGCACCUUAGGACUAAAUUAGAUCACCACUAUAAACUGACAACUGUACAACAAAUACUGUAUAUUGUUUUAUUAAGAGUUAUCCCUCUGCAGUAGAUUUUAGCAUCAAGUGAUAAUACAGCUGUAGCUUCAUGCCCUAUCCGUAAAUAAGCCACAGGCUUGCUGUCUGUGCUUUACAAUGUAGCUGCUUACGAAUGAGAACAUUACAUAAUCCAAUUCUGCUUGGAUCAGCUUGAGAAAAGUAUUGUUGAUUCACAAGCCAUGAAGAUCCAUAUUGAUUGACACUGUUUAACUUUAACAUUUUAUAAGUCCAAGGAUUUGGUCUUGAUAACAAAAGAAAAACAAACAUUUUGAAAGGAAUGGCAUUUAUCUUCACCUGAUGCAGGCCAUACAUUAACUGGGCAUUUCCCCGUUGCUUAUCUGAUUGGUAAUCGGUGAUCCAUCAGGAAAAUGUCAAAAUCUGGCAUUUUAAAAAUCCCUAACUUGCCAAUCCCGAUCAUUUUUGGGUCAGAAUCAAUGAAUUGAAGAUUUCCAACUUAUUGGAUUUCCCCAAUCUCCAACCCAGGCAUCGGGAGAAUGGGAAAUUGCUCUUAUACCCCGUUGAUGUAUGGGCCCCAUAACUCAUGAACUCAGGAAAAGAGUUUCUGAAGAUAGAAUAAGCACUAAUUCAACAUACAAUUACCUGUAAGAAAGGAUGUUCAAAAUGUUGAUCUAGACCAUGCAUGUCCAAACUGCGGCCCUCCAGCUGUUGUGAAGCUACAUAUCCCAGGAUGCC